AUGUCUCUCAAGGGCCCCUCCACCUCCCAGCGGCACCACGACGGCUCCGCCCUGCGCGUCGCCAUCGUCCACGCCUGCUGGAACAUGCACAUCAUCAAGCCCCUCGUUGCCGGCGCAAAGGAAAAGCUCCUCUCCCACGGCGUCAAGGAGUCCAACAUCGUCGUCCAGUCCUGUCCCGGCUCCUGGGAGCUUCCCUUGACCGUCCAGCGCGUCUUCUCCGCCUCGCAGAUCCAGUCCACGUCCACCGGCGGGCCCUCGGCCACCGACCUCCUCGCCUCCUCCGCCACCGACCUGACCGCUCUCGCCAGCGCCGGCGGCGCCGCAUCGGGUGCCUUUGACGCCAUCAUCGCCAUCGGGGUGCUCAUCAAGGGCGAGACGAUGCACUUCGAGUACAUUUCCGACGCCGUCUCCCACGGCCUCAUGCGCGUCCAGCUCGACACAGGCGUCCCCGUCAUAUUCGGCGUCCUGACCGUUCUCAGCGACGACCAGGCCAAGUCUCGCGCCGGCGUCGACGGCAAGGGCCACAACCACGGCGAGAGCUGGGCGUCGGCUGCCGUCGAGAUGGGCGUCAAGAGGAAGCAAUGGGCUGCCGGCAGGAUCGAGGGCUGA
Messenger RNA from Hirsutella rhossiliensis, 609 nucleotides. RefSeq names its product 6,7-dimethyl-8-ribityllumazine synthase domain-containing protein. Gene Ontology annotation, cellular component: intracellular anatomical structure; riboflavin synthase complex; mitochondrial intermembrane space. The transcript is spliced from 2 exons. The coding region runs from base 1 to 609 and encodes 202 amino acids. NCBI's taxonomy places the organism in Eukaryota, Fungi, Ascomycota, Sordariomycetes, Hypocreales, Ophiocordycipitaceae. Gene Ontology annotation, biological process: riboflavin biosynthetic process. Gene Ontology annotation, molecular function: 6,7-dimethyl-8-ribityllumazine synthase activity. The record is from RefSeq and is a predicted model, not a curated record.